AUGUCUCUGAGCAUCACUUGUCCUUUCGAUGAAGAUGACAAAGAUGAUUCUGUCUGGUUUUUAGACCACGAUUAUUUGGAAAACAUAUAUGGAAUGUUUAAGAAGGUCAAUGCCAGAGAAAGAAUAGUUGGGUGGUACCACACAGGCCCUAAACUACACAAGAAUGACAUCGCCAUCAAUGAACUCAUGAAAAGAUACUGCCCUAACUCAGUAUUGGUCAUCAUUGACGUGAAACCAAAGGACUUGGGACUGCCCACAGAAGCAUAUAUUUCGGUGGAAGAAGUUCACGAUGAUGGAACUCCAACCUCAAAAACAUUUGAGCACGUAACCAGUGAAAUUGGAGCAGAAGAAGCUGAGGAAGUCGGAGUUGAACACUUGUUAUGGGACAUCAAAGACACUACAGUGGGCACUCUUUCCCAGCAGAUCACAAACCAGGUCCAUGGUUUGAAGGGACUCAACUCCAAGCUUCUGGAUAUCAGGAGCUACCUGCAGAAAGUGGCCACAGGCAAGCUGCCCAUCAACCAUCAGAUCAUCUACCAGAUGCAGGAUGUCUUCAACCUGCUGCCAGAUGUCAGCCUGCAGGAGUUUGUCAAGGCCUUUUACCUAAAGACCAAUGACCAGAUGGUGGUGGUGUAUUUGGCCUCGCUGAUCCAUUCUGUGGUCGCCUUGCACAACCUCAUCAACAACAAGAUCGCCAACUGGGAUGCAGAGAAGAAAGAAGGGCAGGAAAAAGAAGACGGCAAAAAGGAUAGAAAAGAUAACAAAGAGAAAGAGAAAGAUAAGGAAAAGAGUGAUGUAAAGAAAGAAGAGAAACAGGAA
Messenger RNA from Eubalaena glacialis (North Atlantic right whale), 819 nucleotides. RefSeq names its product 26S proteasome non-ATPase regulatory subunit 7-like. NCBI's taxonomy places the organism in Eukaryota, Metazoa, Chordata, Mammalia, Artiodactyla, Balaenidae. Gene Ontology annotation, cellular component: proteasome complex; proteasome regulatory particle. The record is from RefSeq and is a predicted model, not a curated record. Gene Ontology annotation, molecular function: metallopeptidase activity; protein binding. The transcript has a single exon. The annotation marks the transcript as partial. Gene Ontology annotation, biological process: proteasome-mediated ubiquitin-dependent protein catabolic process.